Messenger RNA from Brassica napus (rape), 4012 nucleotides. RefSeq lists its product as uncharacterized. NCBI's taxonomy places the organism in Eukaryota, Viridiplantae, Streptophyta, Magnoliopsida, Brassicales, Brassicaceae. The coding region runs from base 2339 to 3274 and encodes 311 amino acids. The record is from RefSeq and is a predicted model, not a curated record. The transcript has 2 exons.
AUUUGAUCUCAUCGUAUAAUCAAGGUAAAUCGAAGCCUUAAUCUUGUUGAUUUAUGGAUUUAGACUAGAUUGCAUAUUGUUUUCUUCGCGUUAAGGUUUCGGGUAAGGGUUUUCACUCGAAUUGGGAAAGUUUUCUUUCUACUUAGGGUUUGAAAACGAUCUUGGUUUCAUGCGAUUUGGGAUUAUCUUCUUCUCUUAUUUUGAAAGAGUCAAUCUAUUAGGGUUUCAAAACGAUUUGUGUUUGAAUUGAUUUGGGAAAGUCUUCGUUUGUAGUUAGUGUUUGAAAACGAUUUUUGUUUGUAGUUCAAAGAGGGUUGUGUUGUGUUGUGUUGUUAAGAUUUCGACUCUGUGAUUCAUUACGAUUGGAGUGUUGUGUUCUUCAGAUUGUUUACCCAGAAGUACUAUCUUCUUCUCAUAGAUUAGUAUUACUACUGUGUGCUCUGUGAAUUCUUUAAUGUUGUGAAUUCUUUACGGUUUCAGAUUCUUUUCAGAUUGUUUAUAAGUCAGAUUCUUUAAUGUUGUGAAUGUAUAGGAGAACAAGUUCGAUUGUAUAGGAGAACAAGUUGAUUACUUUUGAUGUCUAAUUUCUAUCUUGUAAAUCUCUUUCAGGUGAAGGAAACAUGGGACAAGAUUAUACCUAAGGACUCCUAAUUAGAUAUACCAUUGGACAAACAUUUUUUAUUAGAAUUCUUAACUAUUCAAAAAAAAAAAAAUUACUAAAAUAAUGCUAAGGACUCCAAUGGUGGUAAGAGCAACAUUAUCAAGACAUUUGAACACUUCUUAUGGGCGAUCCUUACCCAAUAUUGGCCCAAAAUUAAAUAUAAAGUCCAGUUAAAUGAAGGAGACGAUUUUUAGGUAAGAAGUUUUUUGACUUCGUUCUUCUGUCACGUGUCAUUCUAUGAUACGUUUUGUGAAGCGAUAGAGGGUCUCGUCGUUUUGCUCUGGAUCUAUUCUCUCAGUCUCCCUCUUCUCUCUCUCUCUCUCUCUCGAUCCGUAGACGGCGAUUCGCUGGAAGUGAAGAAUCAUCGGUCCACAUCGAUCAAUCGUUUAAUCUCGGCAUCGAAUCUGCACCAGGUUCGUAUUACUCUCUCUCUCCGUCUCCCUCUUCUCUGUCUCUCUCUCUCUCGUAUCGAUUUUGUGGAUAUAAUUUUGGGAUUAUCGAUUAUGUGUUUCUAAUAUUUUGCAUGCUUUGGGUUUGAUCAAGGUCCGCGGAGUUUGGGUUUAGGGUUUCAUCGUCUCUUCCUUCUCUCGCUGUCGACGGGUACUUCCGCCGCCGUCGUCUAUUCUCGUCCAUCUCGCCUCUCUUCUUUCUCCGGUUGGAAACCAUCUCUGCCGCCGUCACCAACAGGUUUAAUUCGUAAAAAUGGGCCGAUAUAGUUACAGCCAGCCUUCAGAUUCAUCACACUAUAGUGGGGAUCAAGCUGAUAGUGGGUACAGCGAGACAGAAGAGCUUAUUGGUCGUGACCAAGCUGAGUUGGAGUUGAAGUAUCCUGAGCCGUCUCAGUACCCUACGCAGUAUCCUCCACAACCUGAGGUGGAGUUUGGAUUCCCCCAGGUUUGCUAUUGUGGUGAUGCACCAAUUCUAGCUACAUCAAAAAACGAUCCGGGGAGGAGGGUAUACACCUGCAAGAAUGUGGAUGAUGGCGAUUGCCAUGUCUGGAAGUUUUGGGACGUCGCGGUGAUGGAGGAGAUGAGGGUGAGGGAUAAACACAUUAUGCAGUUGGAGGAAAAGGUAGAUAACCUUACCUUAAUGAGUAACUUUGAGUCUGAGGAAAAGGUGGUUAGGCUAGAGAACUUAGUUUCUGACUUGGCAAAGAAGUCGUUUACUUUAAAAAUUGAGUUUGAAGUUUGUGUUGGUGUCAUGCUCUUUGUAUUAGUGGUACUUGGUCUGGUGAUCGGAGGGAAGUGAUGUUGGUGUAUUGUUAUGUACUAAUGUGUUGUAUUGUUAUGAACUUUAUGAAUUACAAAUGUGUUGUAUUGUAAUGAAUUAAAUGUGUUAAUUGUUUAUGCCUCCACUCCAUGUAUAUUGUUCGAUUCAAUCACUUGUAUAAUUAACUUAUUGAUAUCGAAUUUGUAAGCCAACUGUGCAACAACUACUUCACUCGUUCACAUAAAAAUAAUUAAAAUGUGACUUUGAAACAACAACUACUUGUCUCGUGAACCACUUUAAACAACAUAAUAAUUCAAAGGUACAACAUAAUAAUUCAAAGGUGUAAGAGUCACAUGAGUUGUUUUUUACUUCCACAACAAAACAAUAUACAUUCACAAGUUGUAUCACGAGAACACAAUAUACAUUCACAAGUUGUAUCACGAGAAGAGCUUAUUUGCCCCUAUAAAUAUGAAAGAUCAUUGGCAAUUUAAAGACAUCCCUCCCCUUUCAUCAACUCUUCAUUUUAAAUGUAAAAAAACUCUAAUGGCAUCUUCUUCUCAUUAUCACUACCAUAACGAUGACGAUGAUGAAGAUUAUGUUAAUUAUUACGUUGAAGAUUAUGUUAAUGAUUACGUUCAAAACUUUGAUGAAGAACCAAAAGAGCGGAAGCAACGUAUUUAUAUGGAGAGGCACCGAGAAGACGGCCACCAGAUGCUCUGGAAUGAUUACUUUUGCGAGACUCCAACUUAUAAUGUUCAAUUAUUCCGACGACGGUUUCGAAUGAACAAAUCAUUGUUCCUGCGUAUUGUGAAUCGUCUCACAACCAACAUACCGUAUUUUCAACAAGGCAAAGAUUGUACCGGACGGUCUAGUCUAACACCCCUACAAAAAUGUACUGCAGCAAUUCGACAGUUGGCAUAUGGCGGUGCAGCUGAUUCACUUGAUGAGUAUGUCCGGCUUGCUGAAACGACAGCUCGGAAAUGUUUGCACAAUUUUACCGCCGGAAUAAUCAGCUUGUUUGGUGAUGAAUACCUCCGCCGUCCCACACAUGAGGACCUGCAAAGACUUCUCUAUAUAGGAGAACAACGUGGAUUUCCGGGGAUGGUUGGCAGCAUCGACUGUAUGCAUUGGGAGUGGAAGAAUUGCCCCACUGCUUGGAAAGGAAUGUAUUCACGAGGAACCGAAAAACCAACAAUUGUUUUGGAGGCGGUAGCUUCAAGUGACCUCUGGAUAUGGCACGCAUUUUUUGGAGCUCCAGGUACUAUGAACGAUCUUAAUAUUCUCGAUCGAUCACCCGUUUUUGAUGACAUUAUUAACGGAAUAGCGCCACAAGUGAACUUCUGUGUUAAUGGUAAUACAUACCAUUUGGCAUAUUAUCUCACUGAUGGUAUUUAUCCGAAAUGAGCGACUUUUAUUCAAUCUAUCCGACUUUCACAAAGUGAGAAACAUUCGUUAUUUGCUAAAACCCAAGAAGCUGUUCGAAAAGAUGUGGAGCGUGCCUUCGGAGUUCUGCAAGCUAGAUUUGCCGUAGUGAAAAAUCCAUCUAAGUUAUGGGAUAAAGAAAAAAUAGCAAAUAUUAUGAAAGCAUGCAUCAUACUCCAUAAUAUGAUUGUCGAGGAUGAAUGUUCAACAUUCACUCAGUAUAACGAGAGAGAAUUUCAAGAAAGCGAAGAAGAGGAUACAUUCACCGUUACUCCGAAUUCAAAUCUCGGCACUGCAAUGGAUCGUCGAUCGAGCGUUCGUAACAGACAAGCCCAUGAACAAUUAAAAUUCGAUUUGAUUGAAAAUAUUUGGGCUAAAUUUGGACAUCUUCCAAAUAACCAAUGAUUUUUAAGUUUCUGUGAAUUGAAUAAAAUGUGUGUUAGCUAUUAUUUUUAAUUUUUUUUUAAAUGGAAUGUAGUAAAAUGUUUGUAAUUUUAAUUUAAUGAAAUAAAAAGUUUUUUUUUAAUGUAUUGAAUAUAAAUGGAUAUAUCUUAAUUACUAUUUAUAAAUAAAAAUAAUAUUUUUAACCUAAGAACCUUCGAAAAGUUCUAUUGAUAAUGUAGUAUUUUAGUUAAGUAUCUUACAAAACUUCUUAGACUAAAAAUAGUCAUUAAAUAUUCUAAGAUGUUUGCUAAGAGUUGCCAUUGAUAAUAUUGCUCU